Messenger RNA from Oikopleura dioica, 1845 nucleotides. The record is from the annotation of a GenBank genome assembly. NCBI's taxonomy places the organism in Eukaryota, Metazoa, Chordata, Appendicularia, Copelata, Oikopleuridae.
AUGUGCAUGCUUUUUCGGUGUCAACCAAAGACUUGGGGAGGCCUAAGUCCUGAUUCUGAAGACUGCCGCACUUCCAUAAAAGAAGGCUUCUUCUACCACGAGAAAGUUCCAAAUGGCCGCUUCGACAAGCUCACGAGGACGUUUCUCAAGACAGAGGUGGAGCGAUUGCUCGUGCUGCGAAUGUCGGAUGGACACGAGGUGGCCAACCGUUCUGAAUCAGUCCCGAUCCUGGAAAUUUACGAGAGCGACGCGCGCUGGCAAAACGAGCGCAUCCGAGUGCAGCAAGCAAAGGGCCAGCCCUGGUGUAAAGAUCGUUUUCUGAUAGAGGACAUCUACUACAUCUACAAAUACGACGUCGACAGACUCAACGAGCGCAAGUCCAACUCUCUCUACUUCCAGCUCAUCAUCUUCCUCAAAGGCGAAACCCUCAAAAAUAAAAGCGACAACCACACGGGCGUCCGGAAGAUCGAGCUCUGGUUCAAGAACGACGACGCGGCGAAACGAGACGACUGGAUCCACGAAAUCUACAAAAUCCGGACGCAGAUUCAAGAAGACGCCAAAACCAAAGACAUUCUCGACAACAAUAUCCCGACAACAUUCUUCAACUUUUCGGAUCCGUCAGACCCGCUCGCCGCCAAGAAGAAGACGGACUCGAGCCAGUUGUAUCCAGAAGUGCAAUAUUCGUACUUGGAAGUGAACUUCGGCAACUUGCCGAAACUCAAAGAAUCCACCAUCCGGGACAUGAAACGCGUCGCCGAAGCUCAAAUGAAGAAAAAUAUUAAACUAAUCGCCGGCGAACAUUAUCACCUCAAAUACAAAGUUUCCACCGGAAAGCACGAAAAAUUCUCAGAUCUGCGCGAAACGGCGACGAAAUACUCGAUCGAGUUCGUCAACCCGAAGGAUUCUCAAAUCAUCUACGCAAUUGGCAACAACGAUUUGUCGAAAAUCGGAAAGUUUCCUUGCAACCCCAAAGAUCCAGAAAGCCGAGUCGUGGCGAUCGAGAUUCUGGCGAAGCCGACGAGCCAGAUGGAAGCAAAACUCAAGAAGAUUCCUGGCUACCUCACAUACCUCAAGACUAAUCCUCGAUGCACUCACUUUACCUCGCAGAUCAUCUUGCGCUUCACCCGCGAAAUCGACAAGAAAGGCUUCUUCGACAAGUAUCUCACCUUGAAGGACCAGAACACAAACGCUAGUCAAAACAUGGUCAGAACAAGCCAUCGCAGGUGGACAGGUCCGCCCAAGCCCAACAAAAUCGCGCAAAAGGAAUUGCUGGAAAAGGAAGACUCCGGCGGUGCUCGAAAACGUACAGAAUCGGCAGGCCCCGAGAAAGUGCGUCCGGAAGGGAGUGAAAUCGAAUUGAAUGACAUUCCAGCACAGCGCUCUGAUCCCUCUUCUCUUCCUAUUUCCGUCGACAUUCACGGGCAGCCGAGCACUAGCUCGAACUACAGCAACAUCCACCUGCAGCGUCAGGCUCAACUUGCUCAAGCAGAAGCCGACGAAAACGAGGAGGAGCGCCCGCUUGCUCUGAUCGGCUCCCCUCUCGCUUUGCGCAACAAAUCUUCCAAACACUCAAAUAAGCAGCGCUCCGAAGAGCUCCUCCCGAUGGAGACGACCACAACAGUCGAAUACAUCGCCGAAACGGCCUUCAACUCGUCCCCGAUCGCGGAGCAAGCUGUGCGCCAAUCCAAGGUCGCUCGAACAAGCUCAUCCAGCGCCAUUCCAAUCCCCUUUUCUGGCUCCAUCGUUCAAGGGACGGUUGAAACCGACUCGAUUCGUAAAGACGUAUCUGUGCCUAAAGUGGACUCUCAGGCUCCCUCCAGCUCUAGCUUUAUUCGAAACGGCUAA